Messenger RNA from Sphaeroforma arctica JP610, 295 nucleotides. RefSeq lists its product as hypothetical. The record is from RefSeq and is a predicted model, not a curated record. The annotation marks the transcript as partial. The transcript has a single exon. NCBI's taxonomy places the organism in Eukaryota, Ichthyosporea, Ichthyophonida.
AUGCUCCCUAUAGUGGCAGAAACAGCCGACAAAUCCGACAAGCCCGAAUCGGCCGUGGAUCAAGCAGAUGAGGCAGGUGGGACAGUUAAAGAGGAAUCGCAUGAAGACAGUACAAGUGAACCAGAUACACAAAUGGAGAACUCGAACACGCAGGAGGGUGAGGCCCAUGAUCAGGGAGAGACAAUGAAAGAGGAAGACGCGGAUGCAAAACACGAUGUGGAUUCUGUGUCUGAAGGGCCUGAGAAGGAAGUCGAAAAAUCUGCCACGAGUGAAGAGAGCUCUGUCCCGCCUGUGG